UUUUCAAAGAAUAGUCCAAGUGGAUCCAACACUCUACCUGCCUAAUCCUUGAUCCCAUCUGAAUUGACUCUUCAUAGUUGCUUUUGUUGCAGAAAUGAGGAGCACCUAAUGAAGUCUCUCAACAUGGUGGUCACAAGCACAGAUGAGUUGGAGGCUGCAGCAACAGUUUCCAGUGAUUAUGACAGGAAAAGUGAGCUCAAGGCAUUUGAUGAUUCAAAGGCUGGUGUCCAAGGACUAAUAGAAAAUGGAAUCACAAAAGUUCCACGCAUGUUCUAUUGUGUACAAUCACCUAAUGAUCUCAGUGAUGUUGUUGGCUUAACCAGUAGUGCUGAUUCUAAUUCAAAGUUAAGUAUUCCCACAGUAGACCUCACAGGGAUCCAUGAUGGUGAUCAUGUUUUGAGAGAUGAAGUUGUUGGGAGAGUUCGGCAUGCGUGUGAGAAGUGGGGCAUCUUUCAGGUUACAAAUCAUGGGAUUCCAACUCAUGUUUUGGAUGAGAUGAUCCAAGGAACGUGCAGGUUUCACCAACAAGAUGCCAAGGUGAGAAAAGAAUACUACACCCGUGAUUUCAGCAGGAAAGUUGCUUACUUUUCCAAUCCUUUUCUUUACAAUGAGCCAUCUGCUAUUUGGAGUGAUACACUUUCAUGUGUCUGUGCACCUCAUCCACCCAAAGCUGAAGAGCUGCCACCAGUUUGUAGAGAGGUUGUGAUUGAAUACUCAAAGGAAGUAAUGGCUCUUGCUUCUGAUUUAUUGGAGCUAUUGUCAGAGGCUCUUGGCAUUAAUCGUUUUCACCUUAAAGAAAUGGGUUGUGCUGAAGGGAUGUCUCUUUUAUGUCACUAUUACCCACCAUGCCCUGAGCCAGAAUUAACUCUAGGCACUUUCAAGCACUCAGAUUCAAGCUUCAUGACAAUACUCUUGCAACAUCAGAUUGGUGGCCUUCAAGUUCUUCAUGAUAAUCAAUGGAUUGAUGUACCUCCCAUGAAAGGAGUUCUUAUAGUGAACAUUGGGGCUCUUCUGCAGCUUGUGAGUAAUGACAAAUUCAUUGGUGUUGAGCACAGAGUUUUAGCAAAUCAUAUAGGUCCUAGAAUUUCAGUUGCAUGUAGUUUUAGAUCACGUACACCUGAGGGCAUGUCAAAAGUCAUCGGUCCAAUCAAGGAACUGGUAUCUGAAGAGAGUCCACCAAUAUACAAGGAAACUUCUAUAAAAGAGUUCUUGACACAUCGUACUGCAAAUAGCAUUGAAGCUUCCUCACUACAACCCUUCAAGUUGUGAGUUGUGAACAGAUGCAUAUAUACAAUCUUGAUUUCUUAUUGUUGUUGGAAUCAGCUGUGGUUUAUCUUAUUUUGUGGAACUAUGCUUUGUGCUUUCUUUGAACAAUGCAUUUGUUUGGGCUUUGGACUGUAGAAAAUAUUUAAGCAUCUUGGUUUUAAAA
This is a messenger RNA of Lotus japonicus, 1429 nucleotides long. Its product is annotated as 1-aminocyclopropane-1-carboxylate oxidase homolog 1-like. The transcript has 3 exons. Bases 109 to 1269 code for a protein of 386 amino acids. NCBI's taxonomy places the organism in Eukaryota, Viridiplantae, Streptophyta, Magnoliopsida, Fabales, Fabaceae. The record is from RefSeq and is a predicted model, not a curated record.